AUUCGUCUUCUUAAAUCUUAAGUCAUCUUUCUUUCCAUCUCUAUCGAUAUUUUCUUUCUCAUUCUAAAAAUGGAGAUGAAUUCUUCAUCCACCGUCAGCCAUCAUCACCAAUCGCCACCGCCAACACCCGUCACAAUCUCCGAUCCAAACAACCCAUAUCCAACCACCUUUGUACAAGCCGACACAACUUCUUUCAAACAAGUAGUCCAACUACUAACCGGAUCAUCCGAAACACUUGUCAAACACGCCAACACUAUUACUAGUCAACCAUCUAAAAACCCGAUCCAUUUAACCAAAACCAGCCCGACUAAAAGACCAUCAAAGCUUUAUGAACGUAGAAACAGUCUUAAAAACUUCAAGAUCAGCCCAUUAGUUUCUGGGUCAACCCGAGUUAUUAGUAAUUCUAACAUGCCCGAGAUUUUGUCUCCAAGUUUACUUGAUUUCCCAUCUUUGGUUCUUAGCCCGGUUACGCCACUUAUACCCGACCCGUUCAACAGGUCUCCGGUGACUGAUGGUAGCCCACCGGGUUUGGAUGUUGAGGCUGAAGAAAAAGCGAUUGCCGGUAAAGGGUUUUAUUUACAUCCGUCUCCGGUCACUACUCCGAGGUCGGAAAAUGAGUUACAGCUUUUGCCAUUGUUUCCGGUGACUUCACCUAGAUGUUCCGGCGGAUCUACUUCCAGUUCUUGAUUUAUAUUGCUUCUUUUUUAGCUGUAAUUGUAGUGAGUUCAUUAAUAAUUUUCUUAUCUUAUAUAAUAUAGUUUUUUUUUUUUAUAUAGAAAAUAUUGACUGUUGCUACGUACGAGCUUGUAUACGAAUUAGAUUCCUUGUUUGUGUGUGACAAUGAGUUUUUGAAUAUUUUAAUUUUAACAAUGUAACAUACAUCUAGAUUGAAU
Erigeron canadensis is the source of this 893-nucleotide messenger RNA. Its product is annotated as VQ motif-containing protein 4-like. The record is from RefSeq and is a predicted model, not a curated record. The transcript has a single exon. The coding region runs from base 70 to 687 and encodes 205 amino acids. NCBI's taxonomy places the organism in Eukaryota, Viridiplantae, Streptophyta, Magnoliopsida, Asterales, Asteraceae.